Molecule: messenger RNA, 1427 nt
Organism: Raphanus sativus (radish)
Lineage: Eukaryota; Viridiplantae; Streptophyta; Magnoliopsida; Brassicales; Brassicaceae
Product: RING-H2 finger protein ATL63-like
Exons: 1
Coding region: 113-1024 (303 amino acids)
Biological process (GO): protein ubiquitination
Source: RefSeq, a predicted model, not a curated record
UACAAAUCACUUUACACGUAUAUAAAUCAAAUCAACCCUCCAUCAAAUAAAGAAAUCACGUUGAUCCAAGAAACAGAAAAAAAUAAGAGCUCUCUCCGAAGUCAUAAACACUAUGAGAGAAGGACAAGGAUCAAUGAGUAGGAGAAGCAGUCUCUCGAGUUUCCUCAGAGUCUUAUCUUCUUACAACUCCAAUGUCCUCUUGGCUGCUCUCGUCUUCCUCCUAUUAGUCGUCCUCUUCGUCUUGCUUCUCCAUUUCUACGCCCGCUAUUUCUGGUCACACUCCGACCAAGAAUUCUCCUCCGCUCGACGCCGCCGUAGUAGAAGAAGAAGAAGAACCGUUACAAGAAUCAUACCUCCAGUUCCACUAGGAGGUUUAGACGGUGGAGUUUCUCCUUCUCCUUCUGCUGCUGCUGCAACGAGCGAUGACAAAGGUUUGGAUUCUUCAGUGAUUUCUUCGAUUCCUUUGUUCGUGUACGAGGAUGACGAGAAAGACGAAGAAGAAGAAGAUGAAUGUGUGAUAUGUCUUGGUUUGUGGGAAGUGGGAGAUGUCGGAAGAAAGUUGAGAAGUUGCGGACAUGCGUUUCACGUUGAGUGUAUAGACAUGUGGCUGUCUUCUCACUCUACUUGUCCUCUCUGUCGAUCCCCUGUUCUUUCCGUCUCCGAUCAAGACAACCUCAAACCGGCCAUCAACUACGAAAAUGAUGGAGUGGAAGAAGAAGAAAGAUCAGAGGUUACUCUUCAGAUGUUUCCAGCCGGAGGAGAUGAGAACGUCGUCGCCGGUGAUCGGAGAUUUUCACUGUCUCUUGCUGUGAUGGAAGAUAAUCUCAAAACAGGGGUUGACGACGAAGGAGAGGUUAGAAUCGAAGUAUUGGAUGAGGAGAUAGGAUCAAGAGGUGAUCGGAGAUCAACGUCUUCGGUGGCGUCAUCAGCAUCCAGUUCGUUGAUGAGGAUGUUGAGUAGUAGAAGUAGACCGGAGUGUAACAAGUUGUUCCCGUCGGCGACGACGCAAGAUUCCUCUCCGUAACAAUAAAAUAUACUAUAAACAAUUGUCUUGCAAACAGUUUUGGAAAUGUAAAAUAAAUAAACAAAUCCCUGUAGUAAUUUAGUUUAUUAAAGCGUUGGUUGAAGAAGCUAAUGAUUCUUUUUUGUCCAUGCAAAUCAAUACUUCUGCAACUAAAAGGCAAAACCUUAAGUUCAUGUAUCUUAAUUCUUAAAAAUUGUCUUAUCAUUUCUAUGGGAUCACAUGUAAAAUCUACAGCUUUGAUGAGAUGUGACAGAAUCUCAGAGGGCUACAUCACUCACCUGGCAGUUGAGGUCAAAGCAUCUACUGUUUUACUCAUUGUUUCAAACUGUAAACUAUGCUUUUUAUUCUUGGCAUCUUCUUCUUCUACCUUCCAAAUGAUUUCAUAUUCAGUAGGACACCAUUC